Messenger RNA from Pygoscelis adeliae (Adelie penguin), 947 nucleotides. RefSeq names its product BRICHOS domain containing 5 (gene BRICD5). The record is from RefSeq and is a predicted model, not a curated record. The transcript has 7 exons. NCBI's taxonomy places the organism in Eukaryota, Metazoa, Chordata, Aves, Sphenisciformes, Spheniscidae. Gene Ontology annotation, biological process: regulation of cell population proliferation. The coding region runs from base 1 to 837 and encodes 278 amino acids.
AUGCCGAAGAACCCCGGCUUGCACGCGGCGGAGCCGCUCGGGGAGUCUAUUGAAAACCUGCCCGUUACCGCGGGGCUCGGGCUCUGUCGCGUUUGGAUCGAGGAGCUUUCAGCUUUGCGCGGUUUUGACUUUGUUAAGACUCGCUGCCCUUCUAGUGGAAUGUACCUGGAAGUUACACGUUACCGAAAAGGACGAGACAGGAGGGCCGCAGCGCGCUUCGCAGCUCCAUCCAGGACGUUCUGGAUCAUCCUGUCCGUCGCCUUGUUUUUUGCAGCCAUUGGCAUCAGCGUUGUGGGGGUUCUCAGCUUCUCCCCCAGCUCCGCCCAGGCUGGCUCUCAGCUCGUCCGGCUAACGCUCCAGGGCCAGCAAGACCCGCUGAGGAAUCAGACAGCCUUGGUGGACAAGUCCAGGAGCACCGUGACCUACUACGUAACCUCGCAGAGUAACCACACCGCCGUGGUGCUGUAUGACAGCAGGAACGGCUACGUGUGCUACAAACCUGUGGAGCAGCGAGCGUGCUACCUGAGGAGGAUGGACGCCUGGGACCUCCAGACCCUGCAGACAUCUCUCAACACGUCCGAGCAGAGGGCCGAUCAGAUGCUACGUCAGAAUAACCAGACCAAGUACUACCGGGAGUUCCUGGGCAUUCUGGCGGGGGAACAGGUGGACCCCGAAAACCUGGGGGAGGCUGUCCGGACCCUGUGCGAGCAGACAUCCAUCUUCUGGGUCAGGAGAGGGGAGGGUCCAGGGAAGCAGCGGCUGAUCUACCUGUGCAUUGACAUCUGUUUUCCAAGCAACAUUUGUGUGUCUAUCUGCUUCUAUUACCUCCCUGAGUAAGUCCUGUGGCCGCCCUCUCGCUGCUCUACAUACUUGAACUGGAUUCCUGAAAAGCCUCUGAUUUCAACAAGGACGGUAACAUCUACAACAUAAAACUGCUGAUUUCAUGC